CCCUUCCAGUGCCAGCAGUGCGGCGCCUCCUUCACGCAGAAGGGGAACCUGCUGCGCCACAUCAAGCUGCACUCGGGGGAGAAGCCCUUCAAGUGCCCCUUCUGCUCCUACGCCUGCCGGCGCCGCGACGCCCUCAGCGGGCACCUGCGCACCCAUUCCGUCUCGUCCCCGACCGUGGGCAAGCCCUACAAGUGCAGCUCGUGCGGCCGCAGCUACAAGCAGCAGAGCAGCCUGGAGGAGCACCGGGAGCGCUGCCACGGCUUCCUGCAGAGGGAGAGCCCCGCGCAGACAGGAGAGGAAAUCCGGGAGCUGGAUAUGGUGCCCGAGGCGUUGCUGCACCCUGAGCGCCCCACCUUCAUCGAGCGACUGGCAGGGAGCUUCACCAAGAGGAAACGCUCCACGCCGCAGAAAUUUGUGGGCGAGAAGCAGAUGCGCUUCGCCCUCUCGGAGCUGCCCUUCGAUGUCAGCCCGGGCUUCGACAAGGACGUGGAGGUGGUUCCGGCCCGCGGGCACGCCCUGGAGCCGCCCUACGCCGGCCCGCUGUCCCUGCUGGGCGCCGGCGACCCGCUGCGCCCGCUCCGCCUGGCCACCAACUGCAUCACCGAGGUCACGCCGGUCAUCAGCUCCGUGUACACCCAGAUCCAGGCGCUGCCCGCCCGCCUCGAGCUGCCGCGGGGCCGCGACGCCUCCGAGGACGGCGCCGAGGGCAUCCCGGUGAUCUUCCGCAGCCGCGCCGCCGCCGGCGAUGCCGGGGCUUCGCCUUCCAACGGCUGCCAGGACUCCACGGACACCGAGAGCAUCCAGGAGGAGCGGGCGGGCGGCGGCAGCAGCCGGCACAGCCCCGCCUACGCCAAGGAGGAGCCCAAGGAGGAGCCGGACGGAGCGGCGCGCUGCUUCCCCAAGGAGUCCCUGAGGGUGCUCAACGAGGAGGGCGAGCAGCUGCGGGCCUUCUGCUGCGAGCACUGCCGCGUGCUCUUCCUGGACCACGUCAUGUUCACCAUCCACAUGGGCUGCCACGGCUUCAGGGACCCUUUCGAGUGCAACAUCUGCGGCUACCGCAGCCAGGACCGCUACGAGUUCUCCUCGCACAUCGUGCGCGGCGAGCACAAGAUAUGAGGUGGGGAAAACGCCCCCUUUCCUGCCUCCAGUUUCCUGAUUUCACCCCGAUUUUCCCCUCCUAAAUCGUGCGUGGUGAGCACAAGAUGUGAGGUGGGAAAAACGC
Pyrgilauda ruficollis (rufous-necked snowfinch) is the source of this 1222-nucleotide messenger RNA. It is a transcript of the gene IKZF4, whose product is annotated as IKAROS family zinc finger 4. The transcript is spliced from 4 exons. Gene Ontology annotation, molecular function: RNA polymerase II cis-regulatory region sequence-specific DNA binding; DNA-binding transcription factor activity. The record is from RefSeq and is a predicted model, not a curated record. NCBI's taxonomy places the organism in Eukaryota, Metazoa, Chordata, Aves, Passeriformes, Passeridae. The annotation marks the transcript as partial. Gene Ontology annotation, biological process: regulation of transcription by RNA polymerase II.